Messenger RNA from Lingula anatina, 744 nucleotides. Its product is annotated as E3 ubiquitin-protein ligase LRSAM1-like. Gene Ontology annotation, cellular component: cytoplasm. The record is from RefSeq and is a predicted model, not a curated record. Gene Ontology annotation, molecular function: protein binding. NCBI's taxonomy places the organism in Eukaryota, Metazoa, Brachiopoda, Lingulata, Lingulida, Lingulidae.
AUGUGUGUGAUACUUGGUAGUCCUUCUUGCAAAGUUCGUAUUUUAUUUUAUGAUGUAUUAAUUUAUUAUUCUUUGUUUCAGAUUCCUUCUGGGAUUUUCUCCCUAUGCAAAGUACUGAGGAAAGAGGCCUUAAUUUUGUUUGGAAACCAUUUUUCUUCAUUGAAAGGUGGUGGCAGCCUUAGUGAACUUAGUUCUCUACGGGUUCUUGAUCUCCAUGAUAAUGAAUUCUCCAGCUUACCAGAAGAGAUAGGGGAGUUACAAAACUUACAGGUUUUAAAUCUUGCCAGUAAUAAACUGAAAGAACUCCCCUCCAGCAUUGGGAAGCUUAAAGUAUUGCAGACACUCAAUGUGAGAGACAACAAAUUAAAAGUCCUCCCAGAAACCCUUUGUCAGUUGUCAAGGUUACGUACACUAGAUGUCUCUGGCAACCAUAUCACUGCAUUACCCAAGAAGCUCUGCAAUAUUCGUACACUUGAUACUCUGAUAGUAACAGCAUCUGACAUGAAAAUGCCUCCAGCAGACAUAUGCAACCAAGGCACAGAGACCAUUAUGAAGUAUUUAUGCAGUGAAUGUGGUAUAGAAUAUAUACCACCCUCCAAGGUAUUGCUUGACCAACUGGACUCUCCACUGGACAUGGAGACAAAGUGGAGAAAACAGUCCCUCAGAGCUAUGGAGGAAGAAAACUUAAAGGAUACCUUGCAACAUUACCAAAGCCUAAAGGUAGAUGAUGAUAAUUGUUUUUAA